AUGGUUUAUUAUUUUACAGCUAAAACUACAACUUCAACAAACAAUGAAUUAUCAGAUUUCACAUUAGAUGGUUAUGAAGAUGAAAAUACAAUUACUACACAUAUAAUAUAUAUGGGAAAAGAUAAAUUUGAAAAUGAUCCAUUAAUUAAAAAUUCAAACCCCAAAAAUAUUUGGUUUCAUGUUGAUAAUCAUUCAUCAGCUCAUUUAUAUUUACAAUUAACUCAAGAACAAAUAUUGGAAUGGAAAUCAUUUGAUAAUUUCAAAAUUGAUGAAUAUUUAUUAUUACAAAUAUGUCAAUUAACUAAAUCAAAUUCAAUAAAAGGAAAUAAAUUAAAUAAUAUAAGUAUAUGUUACACACCAGUUGAAAAUUUAUAUACUGAUGGAUCAAUGGAUACAGGGACAGUUACUUUCAAAAAUAAUAAACAAGUUAAAAGAUAUAAUAUAGCUAAGAGGGAUAAUAGUAUAAUUAAUAAAUUAAAUAAGACAAAAAUUGAAAAAUCAACAGAAGAAUUCUUAAAAGAACAAGAUUUAUUUAAUAGAGAACUCAUGAAUGAACGAAAAAGAUUAGAAAGAGAAUCAAAAGAAUUAGAAAAACAAUAUUCAAAUCAAAAAUUAAAAAAUUCUGAUCCAUAUGGUGAUUUAUUUACUAAAGAAAAUUUAGAAAAUAGUAGUAAUGAUAGAAGGAAAGAAAAUUGGGAUGAAGAUGAUUUUUGGUAA
This is a messenger RNA of Lodderomyces pseudojiufengensis, 717 nucleotides long. RefSeq lists its product as uncharacterized. The record is from RefSeq and is a predicted model, not a curated record. The coding region runs from base 1 to 717 and encodes 238 amino acids. NCBI's taxonomy places the organism in Eukaryota, Fungi, Ascomycota, Pichiomycetes, Serinales, Debaryomycetaceae. The transcript has a single exon.